AUGCGAAGAACUCCUCGUCACCGGGCAAGCAGGCGCCACUUACACCAUCCCCGGUGGAGACAGCGCCGGCGAUGGUGCCUGCGGAGCCUUCGGCUCUUCUCCAAGCUGCAAGCACAGUGGAGGCUGGGCCCAAUGACAUGA
Messenger RNA from Symbiodinium sp. CCMP2456, 141 nucleotides. NCBI's taxonomy places the organism in Eukaryota, Dinophyceae, Suessiales, Symbiodiniaceae. The record is from the annotation of a GenBank genome assembly.